AUGGUGUCACUCAAGUCGGCCUUCCUGGCCGCCACCUACGCGGUUUCGGCUGCUGCCGUCGACAUCACCGUCAAGUCUUCCGGCGGCAAUGCCACCAGUGGCCACCAAUACGGAUUUCUCCACGAGGACAUCAACAACUCUGGCGACGGCGGCAUCUACGCCGAGCUGAUCCGUAACAGAGCUUUCCAGUACAGCGACGAGUUCCCCGUCUCCCUCGCCGCCUGGCACCCGGUCAACGGCGCGAAGCUGGCCCUCAAGAACCUCGCUCAGCCCCUUUCCAGCGCCCUUCCCGUGUCCGUCCAGGUCUCCGGCGGCAACAGCUCCGGCGCCAUCGGGCUCAAGAACGACGGCUACUGGGGCAUGGACGUCAAGGUGCAGAAGUACACCGGUUCCUUCUGGGUCAAGGGCGCCUACGACGGUGUCUUCACCGCCUCGCUGCAGUCCGCCCUGACCGACGACGUCUUCGGCUCCGUCGAGAUCCAGUCCAAGGCCAAGGCCGACGAGUGGGUUGAGCACGAGGUCGAGCUCGUCCCGGAGAAGAAUGCUCCUAACAGCAACAACACCUUUGCUAUCACCUUUGAUCCUGCGGGCACUGCCAACGGCUCGUUGAAUUUCAACCUGAUCAGUCUGUUCCCUCCCACCUACAAGGGUCGUAAGAACGGUCUGCGUAUCGACAUUGCCGAGGCUUUGGCCGGUUUACAUCCUAGCUUGCUUCGUUUCCCCGGUGGCAACAUGCUGGAGGGGCUGAACAACAAGACCUACUGGGACUGGAAGGACACCCUCGGGCCCCUAAAAGACCGCCCCGGUUUCCAGGGCGUAUGGGGUUACCAGCAGACGCAUGGCCUGGGUCUCGUCGAGUACCUCGAGUGGGCUCAGGACAUGAACCUGGACGUCGUCAUCGGCGUCUGGGCCGGCCUCGCCCUCAACGGCGACGUCACCGCCAAGGAGGACCUGCAGCCCUUCAUCGACGACGCCCUCGACCAGAUCGAGUUCAUCCGCGGCCCCGCCGACUCCAAGUGGGGCGCCCGCCGCGCCGAGCUGGGCCACCCGGAGCCCUUCACGCUCGAGUACGUCGAGGUCGGCAACGAGGACUGGCUCGCCGGCUACCCCGGCGGCUGGGAGUCGUACAAGGAGUACCGCUUCCCCAUGUUCAUGGAGGCCAUCCUGGCCAAGUACCCGGACAUCACCGUCAUCUCCUCGGGCGCCACCUCGGACGCCGACGGCUACGACAUCCCCCCGCCGGCCAUCGGCGACUACCACCCGUACCGCACCCCCGACGCCCUCGUCGAUGAGUUCGACCGCUUCGACAACGACAUCGGCCACAUCGUCGGCGAGGUCGCCGCCACCCACCCCAACGGCGGCAUCGGCUGGGAGGGCAACCUGAUGCCCUUCCCCUGGUGGAUCGGCACCGUCGGCGAGGCCGUCUCCCUCAUCGGCUACGAGCGCAACGCCGACCGCAUCCCCGGCACCUUCUACGCCCCCGUCCUCCGCAACAUGAACCGCUGGCAGUGGGCCGUCACCAUCGUCCAGUUCGCCGCCGACCCGGCCAUCACCACCCGCUCCACCAGCUGGUUCGUCUGGGAGCUCUUCGCCGCCCACCCCAUGUCCGAGACCCUGCCCACCGUCGGCGAGUUCGGCCCCGCCUACUGGGUCGCCGGCAAGAACGAGGCCAAGGGCAGCCUGAUCUGGAAGGGCGCCGUCUACAACACCACCGACAGCGCCGACGUGCCCAUCAACGUCCGGUUCGAGGGCGUCGCCGCCGGCACGACGGCCUCGCUGACUGUCCUGACCAACCCCGGCGGCGACCCGUACGCGUACAACGACCCCCUCGCCGGCACUAACGUCGUCGCCAGCAACACCACCACCGUCACGGCCAACGAGGACGGCGUCUUCGCCUUCAGCCUGCCCGAGCUCAGCGUUGCCCUCCUCGACACGGAGGGUUCUGCCGGAGCGAAGCAGGCCGCCCGGGCUGUCAAGAGUUUCCGGGCAUAG
Messenger RNA from Colletotrichum graminicola M1.001, 1992 nucleotides. RefSeq names its product alpha-L-arabinofuranosidase. The transcript has 4 exons. Gene Ontology annotation, molecular function: alpha-L-arabinofuranosidase activity. Lineage: Eukaryota; Fungi; Ascomycota; Sordariomycetes; Glomerellales; Glomerellaceae. The coding region runs from base 1 to 1992 and encodes 663 amino acids. Gene Ontology annotation, biological process: L-arabinose metabolic process. The record is from RefSeq and is a predicted model, not a curated record.